AUGUUCAAUAACAUGAAUAAAUAAUUAGGAGGAUCAAUCAAAGCUUUAAUAAUAGGAUUUGCAUAAGAUCAAAUGAGUAUCUAAGAAGCUUUGGGAGAUGAUCUCUAAGCAUAUAAUAAUGAAAUUAAAAACAAGUUAUUCUCUCAGGAUUUGAGAAAUCAGCCAUAAUAAACAUUAGAAAUAGUGAAAUUGAAUUAUGUUUCAAUGAAUAAUCUUUGGAGUAUAUGGCUUAAAUUUCUGAAAAAAAUAUUACUACAAUCCCAAAAAAAAGUAAAUAGAGCUAACCUCAAACUUUCUCUUAAGUCAGAAAAAUAAUUAUUCUUCUCUAAAUAAGGUCCUUCUGUUAAUAAUUAAUAAGGAGGGUCUAAGUUUAACUAUCAACUAUGA
Molecule: messenger RNA, 387 nt
Organism: Paramecium tetraurelia
Lineage: Eukaryota; Ciliophora; Oligohymenophorea; Peniculida; Parameciidae
Exons: 2
Source: RefSeq, a predicted model, not a curated record